AUGAAAAACAGUUUGUUAAUUGCGCUGUUUGUGGCAGCGACACUUUCGACUGCAAUGGCGUCUCCACGGCGCGCUCGUAUGGCCAAAUCGGAACACCCCACCACUAUAGCUGAAGAAGUGUCUGCAAUCGAUCCCGAAACCGUAUCACCUUCAACGGAAUUAUCUGUCCAUCCGGUAGAGGAAGUACCGGAAGAUAAAGAGUCUGAAUCACCGAAAGAUCUGCAGGAGCAAAAGAAUGAUGCUGACCCAACAGUAAGCAAUGCGGAUGAUCAUGAUGUUGCUGAAGCGGUAGUGACCGACGGUGAGGAUGAAACUGUUCCAAACCCACCAGCCGACACUGCACCAGCUUUGGAGCAGGGUGAACCGGACGUGGCGGAAGAUAAUCAGCAGCAUAAGCGGCUCGAAACCAACGAAAAAGGGUCGAAAUCAUUACUGAACCUGUUCUUAAACGGAUUGGAUGACAUCAAAACGGCAAUCAAUGAGCUCCAAACAGGCGUUCAAACCUUCUUCAUCCCAACUAAUGUCGAAGCAUCAGUGGCGGAUGCGAUUGUGCAGCAGUUUGUGCACAGUGGGGGAAAACGGCACAACAAACGAUUUCUCAGUCAUUAG
Molecule: messenger RNA, 609 nt
Organism: Anopheles marshallii
Lineage: Eukaryota; Metazoa; Arthropoda; Insecta; Diptera; Culicidae
Exons: 2
Coding region: 1-609 (202 amino acids)
Source: RefSeq, a predicted model, not a curated record